Molecule: messenger RNA, 2247 nt
Organism: Sus scrofa (pig)
Lineage: Eukaryota; Metazoa; Chordata; Mammalia; Artiodactyla; Suidae
Source: RefSeq, a predicted model, not a curated record
AUGGCCCAUGGGGUCGACCAGCUGUCCUGGGUGACACUUGCCCGGGUCCGAAGGCCUUCAGGGUCAACCAGCAGUCCCGGGCGACUCUUUCCCGUCUCCGAGGCCCCGCGUUGUGGACAAACUAUCCCGGUGUUCCCGGGCGACUCCUGUCCUGGUCCAAGGGCCCGCGGUUUCGACCAGCUGUCCCGGGUGACUUGCGACAUGGUCGGAGAUCCACGGGUUGACCAACCUUUCCAGACGACUCAGGCCCGUGCCCGAUAUCCCACGGUUUCGACCAGCAUCCAGGGGGACUCUGGACCAUGCCCGAGGGGGCUCCAGCCCGGCUCUGAGGGCCUGCGGAGUGGACCAGCUCUCCCGGGCCACUCGCGCUUGCGUCCUAAGGCAUGCGGGUUCGACCUGCUGUCCCAGGGGAAUCGGGGCCAGGUCAGAGGGCCUGAGGGUUCGACCAGCUGUCCCCGGGGACUCGGGCCCGUACCCGAUUUCCAGCAGGGUCGAUCAGCUUUCCCUGAUGCCUCGCGCAUGUGUCCGAGUGCCCGAGGGGAGGACCAGCAGUUCCAGGUUCUCGGGUUCCAGGGCACCCAAGGUCGACCCGAUGUCUUUGGCGACUCGGGCCCGGUUCCGAGGUCCCAUGGGGUCGAACAGGUUUCAAAGGCGACUCGGGCCUGUUACGGAGGCCCCACGGGUCAACCAGAUGUCCCGGGCAACUCUGGCCCAGCUCCAAGGGCCUGCGGUUUGGACCAGCUGUCCCGGGCCACUCGCACUUGCGUCCAAGGGCCCACGUGGUCGACCAGGUGUUGGGGGACUCGGGCCCUGGUCCGAAGCCCUGAGGGUUCGACCAGCUGUCACGGGGGACUCAAGCCCGUGCCCGAGGGAAAGUGGGGUCCAUCAGUUGUCCCCGGCAUCUUGGCCCUGGGUCUGAAGGCCCGUGUGUUCGACCAGCUCUCCCGUGCAACAGGCGCUUGGGUCCGAGUGCCCGGGGGUCGCCCAGCACUACCGUGUGACUCGUGCUUGUGUCCAAGAACCCGCGAGGUUGACCCGAUGUCUUUGGUGAUUCGUGCCCUGGUCCGAGGGCCCGCGGGUUCGACCUGGACGCCCGGGCACCUCGGGCCCAUGCCCAAGGCCCUGCAGAGUCAACGAGAUAUCCCGGUACGCGGGUUCGACCAGCUGUCCAGGGCGACUGGGGACCGGGGUCAACCAGCUGCUUGGGAAGUCUCGGGCCCGGGUGUGAGGGCCCGCGUGGUCGACCAGCAGUCCAGGGCCACUCACACUUACGUCCUAGAGUUCGUGGGGUCAACCAGCUGUCCAGGGCGACUGGGGCCCGGGCCCAAAAGCCCCUGGGGUCGACUAGCUGUCCCGGGUGACUCGGACCCGGGUCCAAGGUCCUGUGGAGUAGACAGGCUGUCCCGGGGGACUCAGGACCGUGGCGAUGCUCUCCCUGGCGACUCGCGCUUGGGACCGAGUGCCCGGGGGGUCGACCAGUGUUUCCGGGUGACUCGGGCCAUUGUCCGAGGGCCCAAGGCGUCGACCAGCUGUCCCAUGCGACUCGGGCCUGAGUCCGAGGUCCGGCGGGGUUGCCCAGCUGUCCCGCGCGGCUCGGGCCCGGUUCCAAGCGCCUGUGUUGUCGACCAUCUGUUCCGGCUGUCCCGGAAGACUCGAGACCUUGUCGGAGGUCCCGCGUUGUCGACCAGCUGUCCCAGGCGACUCAGGCCUGUGCGCGAGGGCCUACGGUGUCCACAGCUCUUCCGGGCGACUAGGACCGUGCCCGAGGGCCCGGGUGUUGAACCGCUGUCCCGGGCGACUCGCGAUUUGGUCCGAGGGCCCCGGGGGUCAACCAACUGUCCCCGGCGACUUGGGACGGUGCCCGAGGUCCCGCAGUGUCGACCAACCCUCCCAGCUGUCAUGGGCGACUGGGGACCGGGUCCGAAGGCCCUUGUGGUCGACCAGCUGUCCCGGGUGACUCGCGACCUCGUCGGAGGUCCACGGGUUGACCAGCCUUUCCGGACGACUCAGGCCCGUGCCCGAUAUCCCACGGUUUCAACCAGCAUCCAGGGGGACUCUGGACCAUGCCCGAGCUCUCCCUGGGACUCGCACUUGUGUCUGAGUGCCCGAGGGGUCUACCAGCCCUCCCGGGUGACUCGCGUUCGGGCUCCAGGGCCCGCGAGGUCGACCCGAUAUCUUUGGCGACUCGGGCCCAGUUCCGAGGGCCCGCGGGGUCGACCUGGUCUCAAAGGCGACUCGGGCCCGUGA